ACACAGAGUACUUUUUAGGUUUUUCGGUAAUGCCAACUUAACGAAUUUGACAGUUGUUCUUCGAAGAUUGACAUUUAAGAUUUGAGUUUGUGUUUUGAAUUUCCACGUGUAAAAGUAAUUUAAUAUCUCCUUAAAUAAAAAGAUGCAAAAAGUUAAAAGGAAAGCUGGUGGCGAUGGCGAUUCAGAGUCACCCAAGAAGAAAAAGGUGCAGUUUACUAAAGAUGGUGAAAAGAACACUGACGAGAAGAAAAAUAACAAAUUUGCUGACAAACCUAAGAAAAGUUUCAACAAAGAUGGAGCAAAAAACGCGAAACCAUUUAACAAGAACAACAAUUUCAAAGGCAAAGGUAAACCAGACUUUUCUAAAGGUAAACCCAAUUUUAAGGGUAAACCUGAUGCCUUUAAAGGGAAGGAAGGAUAUAAGGGCAAGUCAGAAAACUUUAAAGGUAAAGAAGGCUUUAAGGGUAAAUUCUCAAAGGACAAAGACUCGAAAGACUUCAAAGGUAAAGGUGCAAAGUUUUCCAAAGACCAAGCCCCACUGGAGAAGCCCAAGUGGUCCGAGAUGAAGAAGGAGAAGAAAGAGCUGCGUCUGGUGCGGAGGAAAGCCAAGGCCACCGCCGAAGUGUUCGAGAUAUCACACAAAGCCAAACUACUGGCUGCUCAGAUUCAAAGGAAAGUAGUCAAGGAUGAAUUCAGGCAGAAUGCAUGCAAAGAACUGCAUGGUUUAAUGAAGGGCCAGUACAAGAGUAUAGCUCUGACCCACGACCUCAGCCGAGUCAUCCAAGUGCUCCUCAAACAUGGGCCUGAAGCCAUCAAGACUGAAAUAACAGAAGAACUACUGGACUUAAUGGUACCGAUGGCACAGUCAAAGUAUGCCCACCACUCUGUGAAGAGAAUACUGAAAUAUGGUACUGAUUUCAUCCGACAUGAAGUUCUGAAGAAGUUUAUGGGUCACAUUGUGUCACUGGCCACACACUCAGUCAGUGCUCCUGUACUAGAUUAUGCAUACGGUGAAUUCGCCACAAAUAAAGAGAAGUUGCACAUGCAACAAGAGUUUUAUGGUGAUAUUUAUAAGAAUAGUAAGGAUGACUCAGUUAAAACUCUCACAGACACAUACAAGGGUAGUCCAGAAAUGAAAGCGGCCAUAUUGUCUUCUUGCAAAGCAAAUAUACAGAAGAUUCUAGACAAGAAUUUACAUGAUGGAGAACUCCUCCACUCGGUCCUGUACAACUACAUGCGCGAGUGCAGCGCGGAGGAGCGCGCGGAGCUGGUGGGCACUCUGAGCCCGCUGCUGGUGCCGCUCAGCAACUCGCUGCCCGGCGUCAACGCGGCGUGUCUGUGCGUGUGGCAGGGGACCAACAAGGAUAAGAAGACGAUCCUGAAGGUAGUCAAAGAGCACGCGGUCCCUCUCAGCACACACAAGACGGGCUACCGUCUUCUACUCGCCAUCUUCGACGCGGUGGACGACACGGUGCUGGUGCGCAAGGCCAUCGUGGCGCCUAUAGUGAGCAGCCUCAAGGACAUCGCUAAAGACCAUUGGGGGAAGAUGACAAUCCACUGGCUGGUGAAGCCCAACGACGCAGCGGCGUUCCACCCGAGCCUGGUCAAGUUCCUCAAAGAAGGCGCCAAGAGCGGCACCUCCAAGAAGGAUGCGGAGCUGCGAGUGUCUGAGCUGCGGGAGGCGGUGUUGCCAGCGCUGAAGAAGGAGAUACAGGAGGACCCCGAGUUCUGGCUGAAAGAUCCCAGUAUUACGCUGCUGACUACGGCUAUCUUGUCUAUAGAAUCAUCUCAAGAGCUCCUCACAUCGCUAGCGCAAGCGAUCUGCCGUCCCGACUGGCGCGUCAGCAAGGAGGGCUCCGAGGCGGCCGCAGUGGAGGACGCCGGCAUGCACAUGUGCCUCAAGAAGCUGGCCGCGCUAGACAAGGAGAGGCAGGACUGCAGCCUUGGGGACGCUGUAGCUGAGCAUCUGAGUGAUGAUACGCUAAAAGUGUGGCUGCCAACUAACAGAGGAUGCUUCUUUUUGCUGAAACUAAUAGAAAACAACAACGACAAGGUGGCCAAGAAACUCAUCAAGAAAAUCAAACAACAAGUGAGUCUGUUGAAACAGCAGACAUCGGCGGGAGCCAAACUGCUGCUGCAGAGUGUUGAAAAGAAAUAAACUCACUAUUUCACACUUA
Messenger RNA from Plutella xylostella (diamondback moth), 2177 nucleotides. It is a transcript of the gene peng, whose product is annotated as Pumilio and CPL domain-containing protein penguin. NCBI's taxonomy places the organism in Eukaryota, Metazoa, Arthropoda, Insecta, Lepidoptera, Plutellidae. The record is from RefSeq and is a predicted model, not a curated record. Gene Ontology annotation, molecular function: mRNA binding. Gene Ontology annotation, biological process: regulation of translation. Gene Ontology annotation, cellular component: nucleolus.